Aureobasidium namibiae CBS 147.97 is the source of this 2010-nucleotide messenger RNA. Its product is annotated as ribosomal protein subunit S4. Gene Ontology annotation, molecular function: protein binding. The coding region runs from base 1 to 2010 and encodes 669 amino acids. Lineage: Eukaryota; Fungi; Ascomycota; Dothideomycetes; Dothideales; Saccotheciaceae. The record is from RefSeq and is a predicted model, not a curated record. The transcript is spliced from 4 exons.
AUGUCCGCAGCUGGCACAUAUCGUGGAACUCCAAAGGACAAGACCAAAGCCCAAAAUCCUUUUCAAGCUCUCGAAAGCCCCUCGGGCAUCCCCAGACCAAAGCUAGAAUCAGUCGCCAGCAACGCGCCCAGCGACAUGUCGACUCUCAGUGCCAGCAGGGCUAAACAGUCCAAGAGGGAUGAGGCCAUCCGUCGCAAGAUCGAGACCGACCUGAGCAAGAAGAGAGCCAACCCUACUCGCGCCCGCCAGACCCGAAAGGCAGCUCCUGGUUCAGUCAUGGCUCUCAGACCCAGCCAGGCUCUUCAGAUCAAGCCGAACACCACCGUUGCAGAAGCUGCCCAGCUCAUGGCCGCUAAGCGUGAAGACUGCGUCCUUGUCACCGAUGAUGAUGAUCGCAUCGCAGGUAUCUUCACCGCAAAGGAUCUUGCAUUCCGCGUGGUCGGACAGGGCAUCAAGGCCAACAGCAUUACCAUCGCCGAAAUCAUGACCAAGAACCCCUUGUGCGCCAAAACCGACACCAGCGCCACCGAUGCUCUCGAUCUUAUGGUCCGCAAAGGCUUCCGCCACUUGCCUGUCAUGGAUGAGAACCACGAUAUCUCUGGUAUCCUCGACAUUACAAAGUGUUUCUACGAUGCCAUGGAGAAGUUGGAACGCGCAUACAGCUCCUCGAGGAAGCUCUACGAUGCCCUCGAGGGCGUUCAAGCCGAGCUGGGUUCCAGCCAGCCCCAGCAGAUCAUCCAGUACGUCGAGGCCAUUCGUCACAAGAUGUCAGGCCCAACUCUCGAGUCUGUUCUGAACGGCAUGCCGCCUGUAACCGUGUCUGUCCGUACCUCCGUCAAGGAGGCGGCUGCAUUGAUGAAGGCUAACCACACAACCGCUGUUCUGGUGACAGAUCAGGGAUCUAUUACCGGAAUCUUCACCAGCAAGGAUGUCGUCCUGCGAGUCAUUGCUGCUGGUCUCGAUCCCAGCACCUGCAGUGUUGUCCGUGUUAUGACCCCUCACCCGGACUUUGCACCCCUCGACAUGAGCAUCCAAUCUGCACUCCGCAAGAUGCAUGAUGGACAUUACUUGAACUUGCCGGUCAUGAGUGCCGAAGGCGAGAUCGUCGGUAUGGUUGAUGUUCUUAAGCUUACCUACGCUACGCUGGACCAGAUCAACAGCAUGUCGACUGGAGACAGCGAAGGACCUGCCUGGAACAAGUUCUGGAUGUCAUUCGACAACGAGACCGAGUCCAUGAUGUCUGGCGAAGGUGGCAGCCGUCACCCACAAACAGAUGAUGGAAGAUCCCUUAUGUCACCUGAGAUGUCGAGGCCAGGAGUUGAUCGGCUUGAUAGUGUCAUGCCCACCGACUCAGCAUCCCACACCGGCGGUCGCGAUUCGCCCGAUCCAUCUGCAUUCACUGGAGCGGCCGCCUCGUACGAAGAUGUUGUUUUCCCCUUCAAGUUCAAGGCACCAAGUGGUCGCGUACACAGACUGCAGAUUGUGCCUUCGGCUGGCAUGAGCGAGCUGGUCAGUGUGGUCGCAGAGAAAUUGGGCGGCGAAGCUGAAGGUAUCGGUGGAGUGCCAACCUUCGAGGAUGGUAAACUCAGCCGCACCGGAUUCGCACUGAGUUAUCUCGAUAACGAAGGUGAUACAGUCUCGAUAACAACAGACCGCGAUCUACUGGACGCUGUCUCACUGGCACAAUUGACUCACCAAGACAAGGUUGAUCUGUUCGUACACGAUCCCGAGAAGGCACCGCUUCCAGCAACGCUGGCACCACAGCCCUCUUUGGUGACGGCAACACCACCCGAGAGUCAGGUCCGCGAAAGAAGGGUGACGCAGAGCGAGUCAGAUGAGGAAGAAAUCGAGACCAAACCUCGUAGAAAGGAGCGUCAAGCAGCACCAGCAGCGGGACAGGAACAACUGAUUGCAGGCGUUCCCAAUGAUCUCCUUCUGCCUGGAGCGAUAGUGACGCUAGCUGUGGCCAUUGUGGGAGUGUUUGCCAUCUCGAGGAUGUCGAGCAAAUAA